Desarmillaria tabescens is the source of this 1134-nucleotide messenger RNA. RefSeq lists its product as uncharacterized. Lineage: Eukaryota; Fungi; Basidiomycota; Agaricomycetes; Agaricales; Physalacriaceae. The record is from RefSeq and is a predicted model, not a curated record. The transcript has 4 exons. The annotation marks the transcript as partial.
GGGGUAUCAGCCAUAAUGCAAGAAUUUCAGCCGGAGUUCGACCGUAUACUGGAAUACAUGCUAGCGAGCGAGGGUGAUAGCAGUAUUGGUGAUCCAUGUGCCUGCAAUCGGGAUGACGCCGUGCGGCUGUACAUGUGUCAUGAUUGUCAACACUACGAACCAUCCUGCCGGCAGUGUUUCCUGGAUUUUCAUGGCGGGCGGAAUCCGUGGCAUUGGGCUGAAGAGUGGAAUGGAACUCACUUCGUACGGCGAGACAUUGCUGAGCUGGGACAUGUUGUGACCAUUGGCCAUGAUCGCCAUUCCUCGCCACACUGCCACUACGCGUUGGAGUAUACACCUAUCGACUUCACUCUUGUGCAUAUCAAUGGGGUUCAUCAAACAUGGGUUGUUUUCUGUCAAUGUCCUGGCAAACCUGGCAAUCAUUUUCAGAACUUGUUGGAAAGUCGAAUCUUCCCAGCCACGAGGAAUAAACCCAGGACGGGUUUUACGUUUGCAGUGCUAAGAGAUUUCCACCUACACACGCUAACGUCCAAAAAAUCGUCAUAUGAUUAUAUUGAAGCUGUGAAACGCCAAGGAAACAAUGCCUUUCCCCAGGAUUGUCCAGAUGUGUACCGGCAAUUUGUGCGUGUUCAAAGAAUAUGGAUAGCACUCACAAUGAAGAAACGAAGCAGGCAAGCUCAUGGAAUUGAUAAGCAUUUUCCACAAUGCCCUGCUGGGUUCGUCGUGGUACCAUGCUUUGCUUGUCCAGAGUGGGGCUUCAACGUGUCGGAUCUGAUCAUGGACACCGUUUCAGAAAAAAUGAUACAUUUGGUUCAAUUCACAUUCAUGCAAGAUGGGCAUUUUGGGCUGCAAAGAUUCCGGAAAGUGGACGACCCUGAUGACAUAUCUAUUGUGACGGGAACAGGACUUUUCCCGAUGGACAAAGCUUAUAACGAGUACAUUGAAAAAGUUGUGGCCACCUCUGAUGAGGUAGGUAUCCUCCGAGCAAAAUCCACCUGUUCUCAGUUCAAUGCCAUCGAGAUGCAGAACAAGAUGAAGUUUAAAGGAUGCGUCAUAACGGGAGUCAUUGCCGUGGAAUGCGGUCGGCAUUGCAUCUUCAUUUCCAUGGUCGAUUUGCAUAAGGGUGAAUGGUGA